Messenger RNA from Carassius carassius (crucian carp), 667 nucleotides. Its product is annotated as acyl carrier protein, mitochondrial-like. Gene Ontology annotation, biological process: fatty acid biosynthetic process. The transcript has 5 exons. The record is from RefSeq and is a predicted model, not a curated record. Gene Ontology annotation, molecular function: acyl carrier activity; acyl binding. Gene Ontology annotation, cellular component: mitochondrion. Lineage: Eukaryota; Metazoa; Chordata; Actinopteri; Cypriniformes; Cyprinidae. The coding region runs from base 37 to 510 and encodes 157 amino acids.
UUGUCGCAGUGAAUUGUGGGAUAGAAAUUUACAGACAUGGCGUCUCGUGCGCUUGCAUACUGUGUGCGCUCCAUCACCCGCGCCGCUGCAAGGUUAAAUCAUGGCAGCGUGCUCACCAGAUCCGCGUGCGCGCCCCUCGUCCCAAAGCAGCGCCCGCUCUCUGUCCUGUCAUGCAGCCAGCGGACGAGGUGGACUCAACUAGUGCAGAUUUCAGGCCCGUCUGUUGAUCAGUGUCGACACUAUGGGGAUCUUCCACCCCUCACUUUACAGAACAUCGAAGAGCGUGUCAUGUACGUCCUUAAACUGUAUGACAAGAUCAGUCCAGAGAAGCUGCAAACAUCGUCUCAUUUCAUGAAAGAUCUGGGGCUGGAUAGCUUGGACCAGGUGGAGAUUAUAAUGGCUAUGGAAGAUGAGUUUGGAUUUGAGAUCCCAGAUGCAGAGGCCGAGAAGCUUAUGACUCCUGCGGAGAUCGUACAGUUCAUUGCAGAUAAAAAAGAUGUGUAUGAAUAGAACCAAGUUAUAUGGUAUGGAGGAUUGACUCUGACUCAGUUUCUGUCAUACCACUUUCUUGUCUCUUGCUUAUGGAGUUAACUGCCUUGUUUAAUGAAAAUGCCACUAUAAACUCUUGGGAACUUGAGCUGAAAAUAAAGCCAAGACUAAAUUAUAA